AUGACAUUUGAAAUUUACCGUUUAUUACACAUGAGGUCAGAGGUCGCGACCACGCGUCUGCCACUGCCGACGUUCUCGCCGCGCGCCGUGUUGAUGUACAGCGCGGCGGUAGGCGGUGAGGGCGUGGCGCUGCAGCUGCGGGAGGCCACUCCGGCCGACAUCGACGACCGGCUCGCCAUCGCGUGCCACGAGCCAGAGCUACUCGCUGACUUGCUACAUGCGGCUGACAUCGAUGGCGAACAUGAUGGGCUGACAGCUUUGCUGGGGGCUUCUUCCCCUGACUUGGCGCUAGCUUCAGAUGCAUCAGACAGCUUACCUUUGCCAGAUCACGACAACGAUUGUACAACGUCUUCAUCGUCAAGUAUCAGUGGCAUCACUACUGUGUCGGUAGCAGUCACAGGGCUUGAUACACGGCCGCUAGCCAAGAAAGUACGUCCGAAACCCGCUUCGCCCAACCGACAAGGACCCCAGCAAUGCCAAGUAUGCAACAAGAUAUUCGGGAACGCGUCAGCGCUGGCAAAGCAUAAGUUGACACACAGCGACGAGCGCAAAUACGUAUGCAUAACUUGCGCCAAGGCGUUCAAGAGGCAAGACCAUCUGAAUGGGCAUAUGCUGACGCAUCGCAACAAGAAACCGUAUGAGUGCAAGGCGGAUGGAUGCGGCAAGUCAUACUGCGAUGCGAGAUCAUUACGCAGGCACACGGAAAACCAUCAUCAACCGCCGGCUGAACCGAAAACAACGAAUACCUCCGACACAAAUGCAAGCAGCGCAGAGCGAGAGUCGAACACAUCACGCGUCACUUCGCCCCCGUCACCGUCCCGUGCAAACUCUACAAAUUCCGAUUCUAGUAACGGUUCAGACAAAAAUGGACCUCAAGCCGGAGACAGUAGUCCGCCACGCACUCCGCCCGCCCCGCCCACACCACCUGCACGCCCUAAAACUACCAAAGCCAGCAAUAGCAAACUGAAAACUAGUUCCUCAACGCAGCACGGUAGUCCAAAAUGUGGGAAUGGUGCGAGUGGAAGCGGAUCAAGCAGCACUAGUGGGACGUCAACAGUGCUGGCACGUCCGAACGACGUCAAGCCUGUAGAAUGUAAUCUUUGCCAUCGCAAGUUCAAAAACAUCCCCGCUCUUAAUGGACACAUGCGAUUACAUGGUGGAUAUUUCAAAAAGGACUCGGAUAACAAGAAAUUAGAUAAAAAAGAAUCAACUGGACCACCAUUGCAAACAGCUUCUGUUUCAGUAAGAGCACUAAUUGAAGAAAAGAUCAUUAGUCGGCGAGGUGCUACUGUCACAACUUCCCCAUCUAUAGGUACUACUGAAACUGCAACAUCUCGUUCAGGAUUUGUUGCACCGGCCCCUCCUCCUCUAUCGACUAUUAAAACAUCUGCCUCGCCAGUGCCAUCAGUUGCCACAUCUACUCAAUUUAUAUCACCGCGUGCGCCCCCAUUAGUGGCCGUAGCUACAAAUGUAACAGCUAGCCAAAGAGACUCUACUUUAAUAGAACUACUGAAAAAAGGCAGUUCAAAGGUGGUUAAGCGGUCAGCGUCAGAUCCAGGUCAAACAUCUCCACAACAAGAAUUUACAUUUCGACCGGAAUUAUUCGGUGUAUCAUUUAACUCAGAUGAUGGAUAUUUUUCACCUGCACUCAAUGAAGACACUUUUCAAUUUACAUCUACAUCUGACCAGCUAGAAGAACUAGCUUCACUAGAGGAUUACGCGACUGUUGCAGCAUCUAUACGAGAAAGAUCUCCAGUAACGUUCCCAUCCAGUCGUCGUCUUGCCGCUGUAUUAAAUUCGCCUCUACCAGAAUCGCUUGCUGAUUUCGGAGCUUGCCAUGGUGGAUCGCCUGUACCAUCGCCUGGUAUUGGCUACACUGAAAGUUCACCAGGACUAUCAUAUACAACUGGGGAUUCUCCUGGAUUAGCUUAUACAGCAACAUCACCGAGUGGAAGCUAUUCAACUCAACCCGAACCAUCACCAGGCUUAGCUUACCCAACACCUCCUGCUUCUCAUGAUGCUCAUUCACCUGCACACACCGUUCCUAGAGCAUCGUCUCCCCUAACAGCUGCCUUUUUUACUGCUACUAUGUCGAGUCAAGAAGAGGUGGAAGAAGCUUUGGAAGAGGUUCUACCAGAAGAAUGUCGAUCAUUAGAUGCAUAUGCACUAGAAUCGUCUACCACUGCACGUCGGAUCAUGUUGAAUUCAGAAGAUCCGCUAUUAUCUAGCAGUCCACGUGAUUUCUCCCAUCAACGAAAUAUUCGAAGACAACAUCGAAUUACAACUCCUAUUCCAGCACCUAUACAUCAUUGGCACGACAAUACAACACUACAGGUCUGCGUUGAGGGACGGGAUCCAUUACCUGCAGUAUUUUUAAGCCCUAGCAGUAUACCAGCUUCUCCGCAGAGACGUAAACGGCGCGCUUCUCCAGCGGGGCCUUAUCGCUCGCGUAUGCGACGCACAGUCAACCAUUACACUCCUCAGCCAAUUCUAUCGCCUGAUAGGGACGGUUGUGGCUUAUACACGGAAUUAGUAAAUGGCCUUCAAGCAGAUGUUAAUAUGUUAACACAAUUAGAAGAACCGCGUUUACCACAAAUAAAUAUAGGAACAGAUCAUCAAGCAGAUAUUCCCGAGCUAUGCAAUGACCGUAUAGACUUACACCGGAUACCAGAACAGCUCCUAUGGGAUCCCGGCAUUAACGAUGCCCUUGACGAUAACGAAGUGCGCAUGUUUAUGGAACUGGCAAUGUGUGCUGCCAUGCCGGUUGGCGGCCACACGAGAGAGUAUGCUUUACAAACGUUAGGUGAGUGCGGCGGAGACAUCCGAGCUGCAACUUUACGCCUUAUGUCCCGUCCUGCCGCUCCCUCGCAACACGAAUCUCGCUGGACUCCAGAUGAAGUAGAAGCCUUCUUAGCGGGACUUAGCCAAUAUGAUAAGGACUUCUUUAGAAUUUCUCAGCUGAUAAGAACGAAGGAUUCAAAACAAUGCAUUCAGUUCUACUACUUUUGGAAGAAAGUGACGAAAGACUACAAAACACUCUACUUGCGCAGUUGGAACGCUCAAGCAACCCAAGGUUCAGUUCAUAUUCCGACUCUCGGAUCUGCGUGCUCGCCGCCGACUUCGUAUGAAGGGGAAGAAUUUCCAUGCAAAAUAUGCGGGAAAGUAUUUAACAAAGUUAAAAGUCGUAGCGCACACAUGAAGUCGCACCGGCCACUCGACGCCGAGCCGAAAAGGCCAAAACUCGAAAAGCCUUAUGAAAAGGUCGAGAGAUCUGACGAUAAAAUGCAAGCGACUGCUGAAUAUCAAUUGCUAGCACAG
Brenthis ino (lesser marbled fritillary) is the source of this 3318-nucleotide messenger RNA. The record is from the annotation of a GenBank genome assembly. Lineage: Eukaryota; Metazoa; Arthropoda; Insecta; Lepidoptera; Nymphalidae.